UUCCCAGAUUUCAAACUCAAACUACUAGUAUGUACCGCUUUCUGAUGGUCGCCUGGCGGCCCGCUUGACCAGCCGCCAUUGUGACUGUACUGAACCACAAACCGUUCGACCGGCACAUGACGUAUCCAUCACCUAGGCCUGCCUCACCACUCUCCAUCCAUCUUCAAAUUGCAACAUUACACGCAGUCAAGCAUCCCCGUUCUCGCAGCUAUAUUUAGCCAGACCAGCAGCCGCACAUUUGUAUCAUUUUCACAUUUCACUCUGUCCAGCAUAAGGUAUACCGGCAAUAUACCACCAUGCUGCAGCGCGGAUUUUUACUUCAUCUCGGUAUCACAUUCCUCGCCCUCCACCAAUGCCUGGCCGUCCCGAAUGAUCCCGCUGCCAAAUCCCCCAACGGACAGGAACCGCGCGCCGGACCCCAAGCUGGCAGCGGAGGGGCGCCCCAGUCCAACAGCCCGACGACAUCGCUCUUUGCCACGACCUUUAAUGUCAGCCCCAACGGCCGGGUAUCCGGUCUGAUGGCCAACAUGGGCGCUCCCUUCCCGCAGCGCCUCUUACCACCGAACCGACCGGGACCGCAGCUGGGACUCUCAGGAGCCCUCCCGGGAGCAGCGCAAGGAGCGGCCGGUGGGAAAAACGCUAUGCCGGAUGCCAGCGCGCUCAUCCAGGCCCGGCAGAUGCAGAAUGAUUUUGUCCAGAUGAACAACAUGAUGAAUCCCAUGAUGAACCCCAUGCUGCAGGGCCGCAACUUCCCGCCGAUGCCGCCGGGAAUGCCCUUUGGGGCCAUGCCGCAACGUAUGCCAACCGAUCCUGCUGGCGCCGGUGCCGGAGCCGAUACGAGCGCGGCAAAUAAUAUGAAUAUGUUUAACCGCAUGCCGGGUGGCGGUUUUCCCACCGGUCGACAGGAUCUGGGAGCGGCGGCCGCAUUUGGGGCGGCAGCCAUGGCCAGCCAGUACCGGCCCGUGGUCAGCCCGACCGGAGCAUCGUACAUGGAGGGAUUAAUGCCGCAGUACCGACGCCCGAUCGCUGGUAAUGAGAUCCCGGAGAGCCGUGGUAUGUACCCAGGAUCGUAUCCGGGAUACGGUGGAUAUGACAAAUAUUCGGCCUACUCCAAACCGGCUCAAGCAGUGGUUAUUGUAACUGGACCGUAUGGCGUCAGUGGAUUGGUGAAUUUGACACAGUACUCUCCCGAUGCGCCGGUAGAACUCAGCGGAAGGAUUGGCGGCGUUCGACCAGGUGACCAUGGAUUCCACGUCCAUACCUUCGGAGAUUUAAGCAUGGGAUGCGAGUCGGCUGGUUCGCAUUUCAAUCCUGAAGGUAACUACCACGGAUCGCCCGAUGAUGCACACAUGCAACCGCAUGCAGGAGAUCUGGGAAAUGUCCGAGCGAAUGAAUACGGCGAGGUCAUUGUCACCGUUUCGAGCCCGCUCAUUUCCUUGUAUCCACAAUCGCCUUCCUUUGUCAUUGGCCGGACGUUGGUUAUCCACGAAAAGCCCGAUGACCUUGGACGGGGCGGCGAUCAGCAGAGCCGCGAGACCGGAAAUUCCGGUGCACGCAUUGGAUGCGGCAUUAUUGGCUUUGGCCCGGCUGCCAGCUAUUAACAUGCCCCGCCAAUCGGCCCUUCUUCUCCAAUAUGCAACGUGAUAAAAACAUUUUGUUUGUCCACUGGCUGGCGCCCAUUUUUGUAUAUGUUGUUGUAAAUAUUUUCUAUGCAUCUAACUGUAAAAAGUUGUCGGUAACUUUUAAUAUGAUUAACGAAGAUGCAAAUCGGUACAUACAAUGAAUUCUCUCUGAUCUGUAAAUACACUCGUACCGAUGUGAAAAUGAAAAAAAGUUCUAUGGAUGAAUAAAUAGCAAAC
This is a messenger RNA of Paramacrobiotus metropolitanus, 1859 nucleotides long. RefSeq lists its product as uncharacterized. Gene Ontology annotation, biological process: removal of superoxide radicals. NCBI's taxonomy places the organism in Eukaryota, Metazoa, Tardigrada, Eutardigrada, Parachela, Macrobiotidae. The transcript is spliced from 3 exons. The record is from RefSeq and is a predicted model, not a curated record. Gene Ontology annotation, molecular function: copper ion binding; superoxide dismutase activity. Bases 297 to 1601 code for a protein of 434 amino acids.